UAUGAACCAAUACUUCGAAAUCCCAACCCUAACAAAAGAUGGCGUCAAGACCCGCUAGCUACACUCUCCGGAUAGCUUCAGCCCCUAGGGCUGUCCGAGCUGUCCCAGCGCUCCAUCCUCGCUUCACCAGACCAUCCUCUACCUCGUCCCCCAAGCCCACCGCGCCGACAAAAGGAAAGGGCAAUGUCGACAAUGUGGCCGAGUCCAUUUCCAACAAGAGCGAUAUCCCUCCGCUUCAAAGACCGCUGGGUAUUCCCGAGCAUCCGACGGCUGUGAACAAGACGUGGAAGCAGAAGCGUAGAGAUAUGCUGGAUGACGACCGAGCAAAGGAGAAGACGAAGGUCUUGUGCGUAUUCUCCGAUCACGCUUUGGAGCUCUUUGAUCACGCUUUGGAGCUCUUUGAUCACGCUUUGGAGCUCUUUGAACACGCUUUGGAGCUCUUUGAACACGCUUUGGAGCUCUUUGGCUGAUGUGUAUAUUUAUAGACUGGCCGAAGCCAAGCAGGGUUACUUUCAUGAUUACAACAGAGCUCGAAAAGGCGGUGGUGGUAAACUGUGGAUAGCUCCCAGUGUCCUUAUUCGAGAAGAUAGGGCAAAUUACUUUCCCGACAUCUCGGGCAAAAACCUCCUCGGAACCAACGUCCACACUACCGACCUCUUUGCCGGCAAAGCCACCCUCGUCUCCAUCAUUUCUACCCGCUUAUCAGAAGAACAUGUGCAAACAUUCUCCCAGCCGGUACUGGAAGAUCUAGAAGGGCAUCCUCGUUUCCAAUCCGUCACUAUCAAUCAUCAGCCGAACUCGCUCAAGACGUGGAUUGUGAGCAUGUUCACUUCGUCUCUGAAACGAACGAUACCGAAGGAGUACUGGGGCAAUUACAUCUACGCCACAAGCUCCUGGUCUGAACUCGAUAUACUCCAACCACUCAACCUCGACAACCACCUGCUAGGCUACACUUUCCUUGUCGAUCACAACUGUAAAGUCCGCUGGGCUGGGUGUGGUGAGGCGACGGAAGAAGAGAGGCAGAACCUGAGGCGUGCGGCCGCCGUGCUUGUUGGGAGGAUGAAGGGUGGAUCGAUAAAGGCGGAGGGUGAGGCUUCUGCUUGAGGCCCAUCACAGUAGCAUCAGAAGUCAUGCAUUGCUUCAAUAAGC
This is a messenger RNA of Cryptococcus amylolentus CBS 6039, 1149 nucleotides long. RefSeq lists its product as hypothetical. Lineage: Eukaryota; Fungi; Basidiomycota; Tremellomycetes; Tremellales; Cryptococcaceae. The coding region runs from base 313 to 1104 and encodes 263 amino acids. The transcript has 4 exons. Gene Ontology annotation, cellular component: mitochondrial inner membrane. The record is from RefSeq and is a predicted model, not a curated record. Gene Ontology annotation, biological process: mitochondrial proton-transporting ATP synthase complex assembly.